CUUCCUGAGCCCUCUUCUUGGCAGCUUGGUAGUCUAUGUCCUCAAAAUAUUUAAUGGCUUGGAAUUCCGGCCAGAACCUGUCCACGCCAGGACCAUUCAUCUUGUUGGGCUUCCCAGGGCCGAGGAGCAUGCGCAUUGGGCUCUUCCUGCUCUUCCUGAUCAUGUAUCUGCUUACAGUAGCUGGGAACCUGGCCAUCAUCUCCCUGGUGGGUGCCCACAGAUGCCUACAGACACCCAUGUACUUCUUCCUCUGCAACCUCUCCUUCCUGGAGAUCUGGUUCACCACAGCCUGUGUGCCCAAGACCCUGGCCACAUUUGCUCCCCUGGGCGGAGCCAUCUCCUUGGCUGGCUGUGCCACGCAAAUGUACUUCGUCUUUUCUCUGGGCUGUACUGAAUACUUCCUGCUGGCUGUGAUGGCUUAUGACCGGUACCUGGCCAUCUGCCUACCACUGCGCUAUGGUGGCAUCAUGACACCUGGGCUGGCAACACGGUUGGCCCUGGGAUCUUGGCUGUGUGGCUUUUCUGCAAUCACAGUUCCUGCUGCCCUCAUUGCCCGCCUCUCCUUCUGCGGUUCACGUGUCAUCAACCACUUCUUCUGUGACAUUUCGCCCUGGAUAGUGCUUUCCUGCACGGACACGCAGGUGGUAGAGCUAGUGUCCUUUGGUAUUGCCUUCUGUGUCAUUCUGGGCUCGUGUGGUAUCACACUAGUCUCCUAUGCCUACAUCAUCACUACCAUUGUCAAGAUUCCCUCUGCCCAGGGCCGGCACCGUGCCUUCUCUACCUGCUCAUCCCAUCUCACUGUAGUGCUUAUUUGGUAUGGCUCUACUAUCUUCUUGCAUGUGAGGACCUCGGUAGAGAGCUCCUUGGACCUCACCAAAGCUAUCACAGUGCUCAACACCAUUGUCACACCCGUGUUGAACCCUUUCAUAUAUACCCUGAGGAACAAGGAUGUGAAGGAGGCUCUGCGGAGGACAAUGAAGGGGAAGUGAGUCACUGCCCAUGUACAUCUCCCGCCAGAGGCUGCUCUGCAGGACUGGCAUU
Molecule: messenger RNA, 1041 nt
Organism: Mastomys coucha (southern multimammate mouse)
Lineage: Eukaryota; Metazoa; Chordata; Mammalia; Rodentia; Muridae
Product: olfactory receptor 287
Exons: 1
Coding region: 36-989 (317 amino acids)
Biological process (GO): G protein-coupled receptor signaling pathway
Cellular component (GO): membrane
Molecular function (GO): G protein-coupled receptor activity; olfactory receptor activity
Source: RefSeq, a predicted model, not a curated record